GGCUCUCCAGGCGAAAGCACUGCAGGCGCCAUUAUCCUCUGUUUCUCUAGUGCACCAACCUCGAUGUCUUGCCUACUUCCCGGUUAUUUGCGGCCUAUAGGCUACUGCAGCACUAGGGUGUCAGUUGGUCCCGCCCAGAACACUUCAGUUCUGCCCUGCAAGGAUAUAUUUAAUAACUGAUUGGUGUGUCCCUUUAAUACAAGAAAAUGGAAACUGAACAGCCAGAGGAAACCUUUCCCAACACCGAAACCAAUGGCGAAUUUGGUAAGCGCCCUGCUGAAGAUAUGGAAGAGGAACAAGCUUUUAAAAGAUCUAGAAACACUGAUGAGAUGGUUGAAUUACGCAUUCUGCUUCAGAGCAAGAAUGCUGGGGCAGUGAUUGGAAAAGGAGGCAAGAAUAUUAAGGCUCUCCGUACAGACUACAAUGCCAGUGUUUCAGUCCCAGACAGCAGUGGCCCCGAGCGCAUAUUGAGUAUCAGUGCUGACAUUGAAACAAUUGGAGAAAUUCUGAAGAAAAUCAUCCCUACCUUGGAAGAGUACCAACACUAUAAAGGAAGCGACUUUGACUGCGAGUUGAGACUGUUGAUUCAUCAGAGUCUGGCAGGAGGAAUUAUUGGGGUCAAAGGUGCUAAAAUCAAAGAACUUCGAGAGAACACUCAGACAACAAUCAAGCUUUUCCAGGAAUGUUGUCCUCAAUCCACUGACAGAGUCGUUCUUAUUGGAGGAAAACCUGAUAGGGUUGUAGAGUGCAUAAAGAUCAUCCUUGAUCUUAUAUCAGAGUCUCCCAUCAAAGGACGUGCUCAGCCUUAUGAUCCCAAUUUUUACGAUGAAACCUAUGAUUAUGGUGGUUUUACAAUGAUGUUUGAUGACCGCCGUGGACGUCCUGUGGGAUUUCCCAUGCGGGGAAGAGGUGGUUUUGACAGAAUGCCUCCUGGUCGGGGUGGGCGUCCCAUGCCUCCAUCCAGAAAAGAUUAUGAUGAUAUGAGCCCUCGUCGAGGACCUCCUCCACCUCCUCCUGGACGAGGUGGCCGGGGUGGUAGCAGAGCUCGGAAUCUUCCUCUUCCUCCACCACCACCACCUAGAGGGGGAGAUCUAAUGGCCUAUGACAGAAGAGGAAGACCUGGAGACCGUUAUGAUGGCAUGGUUGGUUUCAGUGCUGAUGAAACCUGGGACUCUGCCAUAGAUACAUGGAGCCCAUCAGAGUGGCAGAUGGCUUAUGAACCACAGGGUGGCUCUGGAUAUGAUUAUUCCUACGCAGGGGGUCGUGGCUCAUAUGGUGAUCUUGGUGGACCUAUUAUUACUACACAAGUAACUAUUCCCAAAGAUCUGGCUGGAUCUAUUAUUGGCAAAGGUGGUCAGCGGAUUAAACAAAUCCGUCAUGAGUCAGGAGCGUCGAUCAAAAUUGAUGAGCCUUUAGAAGGGUCCGAAGACCGGAUCAUUACCAUUACAGGAACACAGGACCAGAUACAGAAUGCACAGUACUUGCUGCAGAACAGUGUGAAGCAGUAUUCUGGAAAGUUUUUCUAAGACUAGUGAAGAACUGAAGGAGUCCUGCAUCUUUUUUUUUUUUAUCUGCUUCUGUUUAAAAAGCCAACAUUCCUCUGCUUCAUAGGUGUUCAGCAUUUGAGGUGUAGUGAAAUCUUUGCUGUUCACCAGAUGUAAUGUUUUAGUUCCUUACAAACAGGGGUGGGGGGUGGGGGAGGGUGUGCAAAAACUAACAUUGAAAUUUUGAAACAGCAGCAGAGUGAGUGAAUUUUAAUUUUUGUUCAUCGUUGGUGGUUUAAAAAAAAAAUCCCCCCAUGUAAUUAUUGUGAACACUUUACUUUGUGAUCACUGUAACAUUUGGGGGGGUGGGACAGGGAGGAAAAGUAACAAUAGUCCAUAUGUCCCUGGCAUCUAUUCAGAGCAGUGUGCAGAAUGUAAUGCUCUUUUGUAAGAAACGUUUUAUGAUUUUUAAAAUAAAUUUAGUGAACCUA
Balaenoptera ricei (Rice's whale) is the source of this 1975-nucleotide messenger RNA. Its product is annotated as heterogeneous nuclear ribonucleoprotein K-like. Gene Ontology annotation, molecular function: mRNA binding. Gene Ontology annotation, biological process: regulation of mRNA splicing, via spliceosome; regulation of transcription by RNA polymerase II. Bases 207 to 1526 code for a protein of 439 amino acids. Gene Ontology annotation, cellular component: nucleus; cytoplasm. The record is from RefSeq and is a predicted model, not a curated record. The transcript has a single exon. Lineage: Eukaryota; Metazoa; Chordata; Mammalia; Artiodactyla; Balaenopteridae.